GUCACGUGACCGCUGCCGGCGCAGUCACGUGCCGGGCGCGCCCGCCUGUGGUGGCCAUGGCGGCCGCGGGCUCCGGUGUGGCCAGGCGGGUGGAGGAGUUGGGGGACCUCGCUCAGGCCCACAUCCAGCAGCUCAGCGAGGCCGCCGGCGAGGACGAUCACUUUUUAAUUCGGGCCUCUGCAGCUCUAGAAAAAUUGAAACUCUUGUGUGGAGAAGAAAAAAAAUGUUCAAAUCCAUCAAAUCUAUUAGAACUAUACACACAGGCUAUUUUGGACAUGACAUAUUUUGAGGAGAACAAGCUAGUAGAUGAAGAUUUCCCGGAAGACUCUUCACAGAAAGUAAAAGAGUUGAUCACUUUUCUUUCAGAACCAGAAAUUUUAGUUAAAGAAAAUAAUACGUACCCCAACCACUGCGAUUUACUUGGGGACGAACUCUUGGAAUGUCUCUCUUGGCGACGAGGAGCCCUGCUUUAUAUGUAUUGUCAUUCUCUGACCAAAAGGAGAGAGUGGCUCACGAGAAAAUCUGCUUUGCUUAAAGAGUACCUUGUUGAUGGAAUCAGUUACUUGCUACAGAUGCUAAAUUAUCGGUGUCCUACCCAAUUAGAUGAAGGAGUUUCUUUCCAAGACCUAGACACAGCUAAGUUACUGAGUGAAGGAAUAUUCAGUGACAUUCACUUGCUGGCUAUGAUGUACAGUGGAGAAAUGUGUUACUGGGGAUUGAAGCAUUGUGCAGAUCAGCCAGAAAACCAGGGUGUGGACACUGGUGUUACUGGAGCAAGCUACACUACACACAGAGAGCCCUUGGAUUUCCGAGAAGUAGGAGAAAAAAUUUUGAAUAAGUAUGUAUUUGUGUGCGAAGGACCCCUGAAAGAGCAAGAAUGGAACACAGCAAAUGCAAAGCAAAUUUUAAACUUCUUCCAGCAUCGCGCUAAUUCAUAAGUUUAGUCCUUUUCAAACAGAAAAGCAGAAAGACCCAUGAAAUGGAAACGUUCCAAAAAAGAAGACAUUGACACUAAGAAUGUCACACUACAUAAAGAUGCCCAGCGUGGUUCCCUUUUUAAAAUGCCAUCACCAUAGUCCAUUAUAUAUUCUUAACUCUGUGAAGGAACAGUUCUCUCAUUUCUAAAAUGGCAUGUAUGUUAACCUAACUCAGCCUGAACUACAGAUAUCCUGUAACUAAUAUUAAGGAAGAAUCUAAUUUCGCUGUACAAAGAUUUUUUUCUGUUACUUCAGAUUAUUAUUAUUUAUUAUUAUUACUUUAUAUAUAGAGAGAAAUGUCAAUAAUGAGAGAAAAGCUAUUGGUUGCCCCCAACCGGAGAGCAAGCCUGAACCUGGCUGGGUAUAUGCCCUGGCUGGGAAUUGAACUCUCCACCUUUUGGUGUACAGGAUGACAUGCCAACCGAGCUUCAGAUUCCUUUUUUUAUUGAGGUAAAUUGUAACAUAAAAUUGACCAUUUUAACUAUAUUUAGGUCUUUAUCUUAAAAUUUGCUGUGCUUCAAAAGUUGAAGUCAAGUCAACUUUUUAAAAAAUAUAUAUUUUAUUGAUUUUUUUACAGAGAGGAACGGAGAGAGAUAGAGAGUUAGAAACAUGGAUAAGAGAGAAUCAUCGAUCAGCUGCCUCUUGCACACCCCCCACUGGGAUGUGCCCGCAACCAAGGUACAUGCCCUUGACCAGAAUCGAACCCAGGACCCUUCAGUCCUCAGGCUGACGCUCUAUCAACUGAGCCAAACCGGUUUUGGCUCAUCUCAUUAUUUUGGAUGUAUGUAUGCUAUGCAUAUAGAAAUUGGCAAAAUUACGAUGAAUAUUCAGAUUCCAUUGCCAGAAUAAGAUAAAUAAUGAAAGACUUCACAAAAGAACUGUUGUUUAAUUAUUUUACCGUGUACUACAAAUAGCACUUAACUGUUUUAUCCCUCCCAUUAGACAUUUUGUAAAAGGUUAAGAUGAUUUUCUUUUCUUGUUUAAAGAUUAUGCAAGAUUUACCAGACGAGUGAUAAGGAUGAAAACCAAGUUAGGUUACUGUUAGCUCACAUGCCUUUAGGACACAUCUUUUCCUAUGGAUUGGCAUUUCUGUCCGUUUUUUGUCUUUAAUAGUGAUAAAGGGUGAGUGAUAAAGGCAGAGAGCCUAUCUGCCGUCUUGCUAAGUCUGUCUACCUCUACACCAGGACUUCAUCACAUUCCCCAGCUUACUCCAUGGCCACACCUGAAUGUCACCAUCCCGAGUUUCUCUUUCUGAAAUCUUAAAUGUUAGUAAUUGAUGAUAAUUCUCAUCUGCCUAGCUUUUCCACCUCUUAGUUUAUUGACUUUUUUCUCCUUUACUUACUUCACAGCCUCCCCCUCUUGACUGCCUUUUCUCCUAAACUAUCAGCCCCUUUCAGAUGUUCUCCCUUCCUUAUCCAGCCUGCCUUGGGGGAACCGAAUGAUGUGCUCACUACAGUCCCUUCACAUCCGUGUUCCCCUUGGCCUUUAGCCUCAUCUUUCUGUAAGCCCUCAACAUUGAAUCCUGUCGUUCACCUUUUCUGGGUGCUGAGUUCCAUGCAAAGUACAUGCAGCCCUUCAAACUGGAACUACUUUAAGUGUCUCAGCCUCGGCUUCAGAGGAGCCCUCAGUGUGAGCCUUGUGUCUGUGACCAGUGUGGCCCUCUCCCUGUCCCACUGAGGCUGGUCCAAACCACCACGUUUCCUCUGUCCCCUCCCCUAACACAUGGCUAGGUCCUGUCUUACAGAAAAAAGACUAUUAACCAGCGUUGCCCGACUCAUUUCCACCCCUCCUUUUAGAGGAAAAGAGGAGACCAAUCUCCACCUGCCUGCCAUCUUCCCUGUUUCCCCUGCCGCUCCUCUCUGGGCCUAUUCUUGCAGUGUUGGUCUUCACUAGAGCUCAGCAUCUUUCUCUUCCCCCUUCUCUCCCCUUUCCUUUCUGUCUUCCUCCUCCUCUUACUGAUUCUCCACACUCUUCUUACGUGAUGCCCUUCAGAGCCUGGCUUUUGUUGCUCCUGGAAUCUCGCCGUCCCAUGUGAUCACAGGAAUCCACUGCUUAACUGUUGCUUUCCUUCUGAUGGAUGAACUUUGUGUUUUAAGCAUUUAUCUUUAUACCUAAUACUUAACACAUCUUAGGCCAUUGGUAAAGUGCUUUGAAUUAAUAAGAGGCGUGUGUCUAAGGGCCGAGCUCUGCACAAAAGGGUGGCUGCUAGGAUUCCACACUGCCAUGCCUGCCACCUACACCAGUGGUGACAAGGCAAAUCGCUCCUCAGAGGAGUCAAGUGUUACAGAGUUAGAGCCCGAGAAAACCAGAGAACUUUCUCCUUAAAAGCUGGGAGCUUCCAUUUUGCCUUCAUAACCUUGUGGACCACGUUAUGCUUUUGCAGUUAUGAGGUGCUCUAGGGUGCUUUUUACUGAGUCUACCCCACACGCAAUUGGAGGAUAAUUUUCCAUUCCCCACACAACUGGAGUUAAUAACAGUUAAUAACACUUUUUACUCUAGUGUAUUACAAAAAAUCGCAUUUUUGUAUGUUAAAGCCUGCUGAGUAAAUUCUGUUUCAUUUAGAAUGAAGUCACUUCAAGAUACCAAAUAUUCCACAUUAGGAAAGUAUGUAAUUUACUCAUCAACAGUUUUUAUGUGCCUUCCACAUGCCAUGUUUUGUCUGGCACUGAGGAGAUAGAGCUUCGUAAAACACUCUCUUUCAAAGUUUGUAUUCCUGUGAAGGAAGUUGACACUUCUUAAGAAAUACAUGGGUAGCAUGUUA
Molecule: messenger RNA, 3738 nt
Organism: Pipistrellus kuhlii (Kuhl's pipistrelle)
Lineage: Eukaryota; Metazoa; Chordata; Mammalia; Chiroptera; Vespertilionidae
Gene: RIMOC1
Product: RAB7A interacting MON1-CCZ1 complex subunit 1
Exons: 6
Coding region: 57-938 (293 amino acids)
Biological process (GO): mitophagy
Source: RefSeq, a predicted model, not a curated record